GCAUAUUUCGCUAAUAGUUGGUUCUUCUACUUAUUCACAACUCAGCGUUAUUUCGUGACACCCAGUUUAGUUUAGCGAUAUUCUUACUUUUGUGCCGCUGUUAAAUUCAAGAGCAAAAUGGCGAGACGCUAUGAUUCCAGAACCACUAUUUUUUCGCCCGAAGGGCGUUUGUAUCAAGUGGAAUAUGCUAUGGAAGCUAUAUCACAUGCCGGUACAUCGUUGGGCAUACUAGCAAAUGAUGGUAUUCUGUUGGCCGCUGAACGUCGUAAUACAAACAAACUGCUUGAUAAUGUAGUUUUCUCCGAGAAAAUCUACAAGCUGAAUGAUGAUAUGGUUUGCUCUGUGGCUGGCAUCACUUCUGAUGCAAAUGUUCUUACGAAUUUGCUUCGCGUCAUUGCUCAACGCUAUCAACUGGGUUACGGCGAAGGAAUGCCAUGCGAGCAGCUUGUUUCCCAUCUGUGUGACGUCAAGCAAGCGUACACCCAAUACGGCGGAAAACGGCCUUUUGGUGUUUCUAUUCUGUACAUGGGAUGGGAUAAACAUUACGGAUAUCAGUUGUAUCAAUCUGAUCCCAGUGGAAAUUAUGGUGGUUGGAAGGCUACUUGCAUUGGAAACAAUUCAGCGGCCGCGAUUUCCGCUCUGAAGCAAGAAUUGAGCGAUAGUGACAUCACGUUAGCCCAGGCACAGGAUUUGGCAGUAAAAGUGCUCUCAAAAACGCUCGACAUGACCAAGCUCACAUCAGAAAAAGUUGAGAUGGCUAUUCUGACUCGAGAAAAUCAUAAAACAGUUAUAAAAAUACUGUCUAGUGGAGAGGUAGAUGCAUUGAUUUCGAAGUAUGAAAAGGCUGAAGCUGAAGCAGAGGCGAUCAAGAAGGAAAAAUUGGGACAGAAAUCCUAAGUUACAUUUGCCACUCCAUUCCGGAAGGUAUGUUGAAGUGAGGUGUGAAGGAUAGCAUGUAAAUGGUUCAAUAAACUCACCAUCAA
This is a messenger RNA of Anopheles bellator, 983 nucleotides long. It is a transcript of the gene Prosalpha3, whose product is annotated as proteasome subunit alpha type-4. Lineage: Eukaryota; Metazoa; Arthropoda; Insecta; Diptera; Culicidae. The coding region runs from base 118 to 897 and encodes 259 amino acids. The transcript has 5 exons. Gene Ontology annotation, cellular component: proteasome core complex, alpha-subunit complex; cytosol; proteasome core complex. Gene Ontology annotation, biological process: ubiquitin-dependent protein catabolic process. The record is from RefSeq and is a predicted model, not a curated record.